This is a messenger RNA of Ornithodoros turicata, 1345 nucleotides long. RefSeq lists its product as uncharacterized. The transcript has 2 exons. The coding region runs from base 198 to 1181 and encodes 327 amino acids. The record is from RefSeq and is a predicted model, not a curated record. NCBI's taxonomy places the organism in Eukaryota, Metazoa, Arthropoda, Arachnida, Ixodida, Argasidae.
CCAAGCAUCGAACAACCCAAUCGAGCUGAACCAAUCUGCCGAGUUGCUCCGCAGCGCUACAGUUGGAUCAAGAUGGACGCAGCAAACCCCAGAACUAGAGUGUCAUCGUGUCGUCCAUAGCAGCCACCUUAUACUGGACCCAUACCCGUCACAACUGCCACGACCACACGAGCGAACAAGAGCUGCAAGCCUUUAACAUGGACGAUGGCUCUAUAAGCAUUUCCUCGAGCCAGCUGCAGAGUAUGGUUCUCUCGGCUCCCUGUCUCUUCAAAGAGACUACGUCGAGGCUCAGACGGUCUUUUUCUUCGCCAAGCCUCGCCAGCGGAUUGGUGAAACUCCGAGUAGACGUGCAAGAUCACGAUGAGUAUCGUCUGGAAAACGCCUACCAGAGUGACGACCUCGGUGAGGAACCCCAAGAUGCACGGCUGGAUACCCGGGAAGUAUGCCUGGAAGAUCAAGUAGACACUCAGAGUAGCACCUCCUCAGUCGGUGAUAGCUCUAACGUUGCAGCAGCAAACUGCUGUACAGCAGAGGUCCUACAGGACGGUUUCUCAGAAGGGCAGAAGCCACUAGACGCGUGGUCUGUGAGUACAAGCGACAGAGGUGUGGUGCACCAGGCUGAACCUACAGCCCCAUGGACCGACGUUCUGUCUUUUUGGGGGAGCGUGUCACCGUGUAGCAGCACGGGAGGGACAAAGAACGUCUUACUCUCCGGGAGUUCGGAAUCGAGCAAAAAUAACCCAUCGGAAGGCUCGGAGCAUAGCUCCUUCUUCGCGUCUACUGAAGGGAUUCCAAUGGGAUUCCAAGGCGACUGCAAUGACGGAGUUACGAACCCGACUUGCUCAUUCUGGAAGGACAAUCCAGUGAAUCUCGGGUCUGAGGAAGGACUUGAGCAUCUUCAAGGCUGUGGCGAGCUGUGCCUGACUCCGCCGGGAAGCUUUUACGAAAAUAGCGAGGACCAAAAAGUGGUAGAACCCGCGGAGCAAAUUCUAGCACGGCGAGCUCUUCAAGAGUGCUGUGUGGUCGUCGAACAUUCCACAGUUUCACUAAUGGGAAGCAGUUCGCCGAUUGUUGACGCGGACGAGGCCAAAGGGGACGGGGAUUGCGCCAAAGAACUGAUGAAAACGAGCAAGACUACGUGUAAGCUGAUCCCGCGGCUUUUCAAAGGAAAACGGAAUUAAUCCACUGGCGUGGAUUAAAGUGGCACAAAGUAUGCAGUACACAGAAGCACGUCACGGGAUGAAUACUUUAGAAGAUACUGAUACUUUUCAUACGAUAUCAGUAUGAAAAUGACAAGGAUUUGGCUGUUAGGCGUGAUGGUGGAAUAAACCGAGAGCUAACAGUA